Molecule: messenger RNA, 1046 nt
Organism: Vicugna pacos (alpaca)
Lineage: Eukaryota; Metazoa; Chordata; Mammalia; Artiodactyla; Camelidae
Gene: RNF5
Product: ring finger protein 5
Biological process (GO): ubiquitin-dependent protein catabolic process
Cellular component (GO): endoplasmic reticulum
Molecular function (GO): ubiquitin protein ligase activity
Source: RefSeq, a predicted model, not a curated record
GAAGCAGAGCUGGCCAUGGCAGCGGCGGAGGAGGAGGACGGGGGCCCCGAAGGGCCAAACCGCGAGCGGGGCGGGGCGGGCGCGACCUUCGAAUGUAAUAUAUGCCUGGAGACUGCUCGGGAAGCUGUGGUCAGUGUGUGUGGCCACCUGUACUGUUGGCCCUGUCUUCAUCAGUGGCUGGAGACACGGCCAGAGCGGCAAGAGUGCCCAGUGUGUAAAGCUGGGAUCAGCAGAGAAAAGGUUGUCCCCCUUUAUGGGCGAGGGAGCCAGAAGCCCCAGGAUCCCAGAUUGAAAACCCCACCUCGCCCCCAGGGCCAGCGACCAGCUCCGGAGAGCAGAGGGGGAUUCCAGCCGUUUGGUGACACUGGGGGCUUUCACUUCUCAUUUGGUGUUGGUGCUUUUCCCUUUGGCUUUUUCACCACCAUCUUCAACACCCAUGAGCCAUUCCGUCGGGGUACAGGUGUGGAUCUGAGACAGGGUCACCCGGCCUCCAGCUGGCAGGACUCCCUCUUCCUGUUUCUCGCCAUCUUCUUCUUUUUCUGGCUGCUCAGUAUUUGAGCUGUGUCUCCUUCCUGCCCACCUCCAGCCAGAGGAGAAUCAGUAUUGGGGGUCCCUGCUGACCCUUCCUUAACCAUGGACCCUCCCCUCAACUACUCCCUUUCUCUUGGCUAAGGCCAACCCCGGCCACUUUCUGGGAGGGUGCGGGGAGGAGGAGUGACAUCUGUGCAUAGGAUGGGAAAACCUUUGCUCUGAACUGCUCCGUCAGUAGCAUCAGAACUCCCAGCUCUGAGAGAGGAGGACGGACAGAAGAGACUAUCUGUCUCUCCUCUCCCGAUCCUCCACUCUCCCCAGCGUUUCUUGAUUUGAUGUUGACAGGUGGGCAAGGCUCCCUCUUACUCUUCCCCACAGCCUCCUUGUUGAUUUAAUUUAAUUUUUCUCUCCCCAGUGUCUAAUGUGUGUUCUGACUCUUAAGUGCUUCCUUCCCCUCACUACCUCCUUUAUUACAAAUUCAAUAAACAAGGUGAGAUCUAGUCAUGGGAACUCUG